AUGGAUUUUUGUAUAACACAAAAACAAGUCCCAACUGUGAAACGCAUACACAGAACAUUUGCAGAGGAGUACAACUACUCAGGUUCCAUAGAAAGCCUACGAACAGUAAUUAGAAAGAUGGGAUUUCGUUGGCGAAAAACCAGAACUAAUAGAAAAUUAUUAAUGGAAAAGCCCAAUAUUCAACAUCUUAGACUGAAUUUCUUACGUAGUAUGAAACGUUACAGGAACGCAAAUCGCCCAAUUAUAUACAUGGAUGAAACAUACGUCCAUUCAUCUCAUACCUACCAAAAGAGCUGGUCUGAUAGUUCAAACAAGGGCAUACAAAAACCAGUAUCUAAAGGACAGAUGCUUGUGAUAGUGCAUGCUGGAGGUAAAAGUGGUUUUGUUAAAAACGCUUAUCUGCGCUACAAACCUACUACAAAAACAGGAGAUUAUCAUGAUGCAAUGAACUACGACAAUUACAAAAAGUGA
Molecule: messenger RNA, 471 nt
Organism: Diabrotica virgifera virgifera (western corn rootworm)
Lineage: Eukaryota; Metazoa; Arthropoda; Insecta; Coleoptera; Chrysomelidae
Exons: 1
Coding region: 1-471 (156 amino acids)
Source: RefSeq, a predicted model, not a curated record